Lindgomyces ingoldianus is the source of this 872-nucleotide messenger RNA. Its product is annotated as COP9 signalosome subunit 7. Bases 1 to 813 code for a protein of 270 amino acids. NCBI's taxonomy places the organism in Eukaryota, Fungi, Ascomycota, Dothideomycetes, Pleosporales, Lindgomycetaceae. The transcript is spliced from 2 exons. The record is from RefSeq and is a predicted model, not a curated record. Gene Ontology annotation, cellular component: COP9 signalosome.
AUGGAGCAAACGCGUGCCCUCAACGCCCUGGAGCCGUUCCUCGCUCUCUCUAAAUCCGCAAACUCACCCCGCGCCGCCGCGGAUCUAGUAGCCCAAGCUACUGCUGCUCCACACACUUAUGUCUUUGCCGAGCUGCUUCAGACGCCGAACAUUCAGGCAUUGAGGAACUCGGAAGAAUACGCUUCGCACCUCACCCUGCUCGAAAUUUUCGCCUGGGGAUCGUGGGAGGACUACAAAGCUCAUGGCUCUCUUCCCAAACUCUCGGCUCAGCAACACAAAAAGCUGCUCCUCCUCUCGCUUCUGCCACUUGCUCGCUCGCACACAACCCUGACCUACUCGGCGCUAAUGGCUGCUCUCGACCUCCCCACCACCCGUGCGCUGGAAGAGCUCAUCACAACCGCUAUCUACUCCGGCCUCCUCACCGCCACCCUUGACCCCGCCCACUCUCUUCUCUCCGUGACUGGCAUAUCUCCGCUCCGUGACCUCGCACCAGGCUCUCUCCCCACUCUCCAGCAAACACUGUCUACAUGGUCACAGCGUUGUGAGUCCGCACUCGCCGAUUUGGAGGCCCAGGCCGCGUCUGUCAAGCGUGCGGCUGUUGCCAGGGAAAAGGAUAGGAGGAAGAAAGAGCGGGCAUUGGAGAUUACCAUCGCGGCUUCGGAGGAGAAGGGUGGGGCGAAGAGGGGUAUGAGUGGCUUGGGUGAGGAAGAUAUGAUGGACAUCGACCAGGAAGGUGGCAGCGGACGUGUGCUGAGGAACACAAAGAGGGGUACUGGCGGUGGUGGCUUCGGAUUUACCAGGAGACUAGGAUGAGCGGUUCACAUGUACGCGCAUGUAAAAUCGCCGCUCCCUUCGGAUAGUCGGAGUGGAGU